GCGGCGGAGCAGCCCUACGUGCUGACGCUAAUUGUAUAUGAGCGCGAGCGGCGGGCUCUCGGGUCUUUUUUAGCGCCAUCUGCUCACGGCGCCGCCUCCCGCUCCUCCCGCCGCCGCCGCUGCCGCCGCCGCCCUGAGUCACUGCUUGCGCAGCUCCGGCCGCCCGGCUCCGCGUCCGAGCCUCCUGGAACGAUAUUUGGAGUUCUUACAAGAUGGCAGACAUUGACAACAAAGAACAGUCUGAACUUGAUCAAGAUUUGGAAGAUGUUGAAGAAGUAGAAGAAGAAGAAACGGGUGAAGAGACAAAAAUCAAAGCACGUCAGCUAACUGUUCAGAUGAUGCAAAAUCCUCAGAUUCUUGCAGCUCUUCAGGAAAGACUUGAUGGUCUGGUAGACACACCAACAGGAUACAUUGAAAGCUUACCUAAGGUAGUCAAAAGACGAGUGAAUGCUCUCAAGAAUCUUCAAGUUAAAUGUGCACAGAUAGAAGCCAAAUUCUAUGAGGAGGUUCAUGAUCUCGAGAGAAAGUAUGCUGUUCUCUAUCAGCCUUUAUUUGAUAAGCGAUUUGAGAUCAUUAAUGCAAUCUAUGAACCUACAGAAGAAGAAUGUGAAUGGAAACCAGAUGAGGAAGAUGAAGUUUCGGAGCUGAAAGAAAAGGCCAAGAUUGAAGAUGAGAAAAAGGAUGAGGAAAAAGAAGACCCUAAAGGAAUCCCUGAAUUUUGGUUGACAGUUUUUAAGAAUGUUGAUUUGCUCAGUGAUAUGGUUCAGGAACAUGAUGAACCUAUUCUGAAGCACUUGAAAGAUAUUAAAGUGAAGUUUUCGGAUGCUGGCCAGCCUAUGAGUUUUAUCUUAGAAUUUCACUUUGAACCCAAUGAAUAUUUCACAAAUGAAGUGUUAACAAAGACUUACAGGAUGAGGUCAGAACCAGAUGAUUCUGAUCCAUUUUCUUUUGACGGACCAGAAAUUAUGGGUUGUACAGGGUGCCAGAUAGAUUGGAAAAAAGGAAAGAAUGUUACUUUGAAAACCAUUAAGAAGAAGCAGAAACAUAAGGGACGUGGGACAGUUCGUACUGUGACUAAAACAGUAUCCAAUGAUUCUUUCUUUAAUUUUUUUGCUCCUCCUGAAGUUCCUGAGAAUGGAGAUCUGGAUGAUGAUGCUGAGGCCAUCCUGGCUGCAGACUUUGAAAUUGGUCACUUUUUACGUGAGCGUAUAAUCCCAAGAUCAGUGUUAUAUUUCACUGGAGAAGCUAUUGAGGAUGAUGACGAUGAUUAUGAUGAAGAAGGUGAAGAAGCUGAUGAGGAAGGGGAAGAAGAAGGAGAUGAGGAAAACGAUCCAGACUAUGACCCAAAGAAGGAUCAAAACCCAGCCGAGUGCAAGCAGCAGUGAGCAGUGACUGGCCUUGAGGACGGCCUCCCU
Molecule: messenger RNA, 1415 nt
Organism: Mastomys coucha (southern multimammate mouse)
Lineage: Eukaryota; Metazoa; Chordata; Mammalia; Rodentia; Muridae
Gene: Nap1l1
Product: nucleosome assembly protein 1 like 1
Exons: 15
Coding region: 213-1385 (390 amino acids)
Biological process (GO): nucleosome assembly
Cellular component (GO): chromatin; nucleus
Molecular function (GO): histone binding; chromatin binding
Source: RefSeq, a predicted model, not a curated record